Molecule: messenger RNA, 991 nt
Organism: Prorocentrum cordatum
Lineage: Eukaryota; Dinophyceae; Prorocentrales; Prorocentraceae
Source: the annotation of a GenBank genome assembly
CGGGCCCCUGCGCGAGCUCGCCGCCGCCCACGCGGGCGGCGCGGCCUGGCAGCCGAGGCAGCCUCAGCUGGCCCGGGCGCUGGCGUCCUACCCCGCCGCCUCCUUCUCCGUGCCGGGCCACGGUGCGCCCGCCUGGUCCGCCGGCGCAGGCGCCGCCGGCGCGGACGCGCUGGCCUUCGCCGGGUUGUCGUCGGCUUCCAGGAGCACGUCGGGGGCCUCGGGGCAAGAGGCCGCGGCCCCCCGGGAACGCGGCGGAGUACCUGCGGGGCGGGUGCACGUGUCCAGCCGCCAAGCGAGCAGGGAUCUUCAGACGCGCGCCGGCGGCGGCAGCCGCGGGAGGCCGCAGGCCCUCCAGGGCCAGGCCCCAGCGCAGCCUUCGCCGCAGCAGCUCGCGCACGAGCUGCAGGAGCGCCUCGGCGGCCAGCUGGGCCCGCCCCGCCCGCGGGAGGCGGGCGCCCACCCGCAGGCGCAGGACGCCCUGCAGAUGCCGCACGGCCUGGGCUCCCCGCCGGCCGCCGAGAAGCGCCCGCAGCACGAGCGGCGCCCCGCUCCGCCGCCGCCGAGGGACGCCCGCCAACAGCGGGGAACGUCGGCGCAGCAGGCGGCGAACGUGCGGCGGGGGCGUUCCGAGGCGAGCCAGGUGCAGACGCUGGAGAGCCUGCCGGAGGCGGGGCCGCGGACGAUUCCGACGACGAGCACGACGACCCCCGCCGGAUGGAGCGCACCAUGGACCGCCGCCGUCCCCGAGGGCAGCUCCAGACGCCCAGCUCCUCGAGAGCUUCGUGAGCCAGCCCAGGGACGAGCCCAUGAUGGUGACGGGCUCGGCGUCGAGGUCCGCCAGCAUGGUCAGCCGGAGCAGCGUGGUUAGCGUGAGGAACCCGGCGGCCGACCUGCAGACGUACGACGAGCUCCCGGAGAUGGAGCCGUUGGGGGGCAGGCUGCAGACCUCACUGCGCCCUUCGGCGGCCCCGCAGCACGUCACGGAGCAGGA